Molecule: messenger RNA, 1394 nt
Organism: Rubroshorea leprosula
Lineage: Eukaryota; Viridiplantae; Streptophyta; Magnoliopsida; Malvales; Dipterocarpaceae
Source: the annotation of a GenBank genome assembly
AAAAUAGAAUAAGAGUAAAAUUUUAAUCCACUAAAACUCUAUUAAAGUUCUACUGUAAGAGAGAGUUAUCUCUGUACGCAGAGACAGCUCCCAUUUUUUCCCCUUUUUUUUUUUCAUUUUAAUUAUGUUAGGACUCAAACAAAUUUAUGAUUUGAAAUUGACGCAUCUCUAUUCCCAUGAGAUUGUUCGAUGCAUGUGUGACCAAAUUUCAACAUUAAAAGUUCAAGCUCUUCGCGAUUGUGGAGUGUGUGACGCAUUUUUUGAAGCGACCAAGAAGGGCAUUGUUGAAUUCGUCGUUGAGCUAUUGAAAGUAAUCCCACCAAUCAUUUUCCUUGAUAAAGAUGGAAGAAACGUUUUCAUGAUAGCAAUCCAAUAUCGUCAAGAAAACAUUUUCAACCUCCUAUAUGGCACUCAUAAGGAAUGGAGAUUCCCUAUUCUUAAUGACAUAGAUGCAAAGGCCAAUAAUAUGUUACAUGUGGCAGGGGAGAUAGCUCCUCCCUCUCAACUUGCCCGAAUCUCCAGCACUGCAUUGCAGAUGCAAAGAGAACUACAAUGGUUUAAGGAGGUGGAAAGCAUUGUUCCAGAAUGGUGCAAAGAAGAUACAAAUGAAACUGGUAAAAUCCCUUAUGAAGUAUUUUCAAAUAGCCAUAAAGAAUUAGUGAAAGAUGGGGAAAUAUGGAUGAGGGACACAUCAAAUUCUUUGAGUCUUGUCGGUACUCUCAUUAUUACGAUCACGUUUGCUGCAGCCUUUACUCUUCCAGGCGGCAAUGCUCAAGAUGGGUUUCCCAAUUUUGUACGGAAAAGAUCAUUUAUGAUAUUUGUAAUAUCUGAUGCGAUUUCCUUCUUUAGUGCAUCAACUGCAGUCUUGAUGUUUUUGGGAAUCCUAACAUCGCGCUUCGCCCAGGAAGAUUUUCUCGAGUCCUUACCCAGGAAGUUGAUCAUUGGCCUCUCCACUCUUUUUAUUUCUAUUGCAGCAAUGAUGGUUAGCUUUUCUGCUGCUCUUUUGAUUAUACUGCAAGAUCGAUGGUGGGCAAUUAUUCCCGUAAUUAUGAUGGCUAGCAUUCCAGUUACAAUUUUUGUAUGGCUGCAGUUUCCCCUCCUUGUUGAAAUUAUUAUUUCGACAUAUGCUACGGGAAGAUUUUUUAAGAGAGACAUGAAGCCUUGGCUUAGUGAAGAGCAAGUUGAUUGAUUUUUCUGGAACAUAAGCGAGCAGUUUCCCCUUCAAGUUGAAAUCCUUUAGCUUGUUCUUUGGUUAUGUUAGUUGGAACUUCUAAUUUCCCUGUUCUAUUCGGUUGGAUUGUCAGAUUUUUCUGCUUUUAAUUAUGAGACUCUGGUCUAUUUACCUUUUCAUUGUGUAAAAACAAUAUUAAUCAUGCAUGUUAUGUUAUAUUUUC